CGAUGACUCAGGAUUGGCAGGAAAACACGGAAGUAUGGACCCUUUCUGCGGAAGUCAAAUAGACUAAUCUUUCAGACAUGUACUAAACUUCAGUUUAAAUAUUUUGUCGUACUGUUGUUUUGUAAAUCAGCAGUCCUGAAGUGACCUUUCACAGCUGACGCGAGAGUUAAAAGUUGUACUUUGGUCACAGGGCUGGAUGUAAAUACAUACAUCUUAGAGCAAAUCACCUUGUUCCUUGUUUGAAGGCAUGACCUCUGCCCUGGGGCGCCGCCUGGUUGCUUGUCUUCUGAACAUUUCUGAGGCUCGGGAGAGAGAUGUGGUGGAGAAGGUGGCACAGGCAGCCAUCACCCACCAGAAUGGAGGAAGACGAAAAGAUGCAACUGUCCUCAACAUCUUCAGUGAUCAUGACUACAACCGUUCAGUUCUCACCAUUGUCACCAGCAUUGAGCUCAUCAGGGAGGUGGUUCUCUCAGCAUCUGAGCAGGCGUUCUCAUUGAUCGACAUGACGGCGCAUGAAGGAAUUCACCCUUGCAUGGGAGCUGUGGAUCUCGUGCCCUUCUACCCUCUAGGAGAGGAGGUGAGCUUGGAGGAUUGUGGAAAAGAGGCGCAAGCUUUAGCCACUGCUCUGACCGAGCGAGUGCCAGGCACCAGUGCAUUUUUCUUUGGACUGGCAGAUAUACCACUGCAUCGUGGCCUUGCACACAGGAGGAAAGAGCUGGGCUGGUUCCGGAAAGGUCUCAACAUGGCUGCUGUCCAGCCGGAUGUUGGACCACCGCCUACGAGACGAUAUGGACUAACAGGCAUCGGCGCAAGCCCUUAUGUAAUGAACUGCAACGUGACCAUCGAUACCCAGGAUGUAUCGAUAGGCCGGAGCGUGGCCGCAGCCAUCCGAGAGUCCAGUCCAGGUGGAAUCCCAGGGGUGCAGGUUAUGGCUCUUCCUCACGAAGGUACUGUGGAAAUUGCCUGCAACGUAGAAAGUGUACCAGCUUCAGCUGCUGGAAGGGAAUCCUGGCCAGCAUUCAGGGUUGGUGGUCAAGAAUUCUGCCAUGCUCCAGCCUCUCUGAUCACCACUCGGGUAACAGAACUGGCUGGAUGCCAGGGUGUGAUGACACGAGGAACAGCACUGGUUGGGUUCACACCGCUCGAGUGUAAGAGACUGGCUGAGAAAGCGCUGUCUCAGGCAGUUGGAGAGUUUUGGAAAAAGCUACACGAAAUACGCAUGUAGACCUGGAGCUUUGACUCCAGCUAAGCAGUGAACCCAGGCCUUGGAAAAUAAACAGCACCAUCAUGUAUAGAGCUGUACAUGUGACUGGGCUGAUCAUUUAUCAUCUUUAGGGUGACCUGGUAUUACUGUAAAGAUAAUUCUCUUACUGCAUUCAAAUAAAACCCAUCCAGACUCCUCA
Messenger RNA from Neoarius graeffei (lesser salmon catfish), 1403 nucleotides. RefSeq names its product formiminotransferase cyclodeaminase N-terminal like 1 (gene ftcdnl1). The record is from RefSeq and is a predicted model, not a curated record. Lineage: Eukaryota; Metazoa; Chordata; Actinopteri; Siluriformes; Ariidae. The transcript is spliced from 6 exons. Gene Ontology annotation, molecular function: transferase activity; folic acid binding. The coding region runs from base 248 to 1225 and encodes 325 amino acids.